AUACGGAGACGGUCUCCCUGAAACCCGGGCGGGUUAUUUUUGAGACCGAAAGGAGAGAGAUGGCGGAAGGAGGAGCCGGGAAGAGUGGGGAGGCCCCGGCGACCGUGGAGGCGACGAUGACGAUAAAGAAGGCACCGAGGGCAGAGGUGGAGGAGCUUCCGAAGGCGAUUGUGCGCCGCGUGGUGAAGGAUAAACUCUCCCAGUUGGCUUCCGGAGGAGAGGAAGAGGAUGUGUCGGUACAAAAGGAUGCGCUGCUUGCCUUCUCGGAGAGCACUCGCAUCUUCAUCCACUAUGUCUCUGCCACGGCAAACGAUAUCUGCAAGGAAUCAAAGAGACAGACAAUUAAUGCUGAUGAUGUUCUCAAGGCACUCGAGGAAAUUGACUUUCCUGAAUUCGUUGAGCCGCUAAAAGUUGCUUUGGAGGAUUUCAGAACAAAGAAUGCAGUAAAGAAGUCUGGAUCAAAGGGAAGACAAACUAAGAAGCGGAAAGUAGAUGAGUUGUCCACCCAGAAUGGGGAGGAUGGAGGAGAUGGUUCAGACGAGUAAGCAGGGAAGACAAAGCGCCAAUGAUUAGACACGCCGCUUCCAAACAACGCAAUCUAUUUACUUGCUCAGAGGUUAUACUCCAAUGAUCAGCUGCUAUCGAGGUCUUACUCUUGAAACGACUAUAGAUCCUGAGUUGGUUGUUUAUUUGUUCUAAAAGGCCAUAUUUAGUCUCAUAUUCAUCUAAGACUUGGGAGUGCUCAGGUCAGAUAAAAAACUAAAGAUAAAUUUUCUACUACAGAUGGGGACGUCUUUUGAUAUAUUUAGGAGGAAAACCAGUCCACUCUAAAAUGGACAAUUGGUUGCAGCUCUUAUGUACAGUACAAAUGAACAUGUAUUGAUACGACUGUCCUAUGCCAUCCUAUCCUAUCUUUUAUAAUCCCUGAUUUGUUGA
Molecule: messenger RNA, 936 nt
Organism: Musa acuminata AAA Group (dessert banana)
Lineage: Eukaryota; Viridiplantae; Streptophyta; Magnoliopsida; Zingiberales; Musaceae
Product: DNA polymerase II subunit B4-like
Exons: 4
Coding region: 60-545 (161 amino acids)
Biological process (GO): leading strand elongation; heterochromatin formation; DNA damage response
Cellular component (GO): CHRAC; epsilon DNA polymerase complex
Molecular function (GO): chromatin DNA binding; protein heterodimerization activity
Source: RefSeq, a predicted model, not a curated record